Molecule: messenger RNA, 1509 nt
Organism: Aedes albopictus (Asian tiger mosquito)
Lineage: Eukaryota; Metazoa; Arthropoda; Insecta; Diptera; Culicidae
Product: alpha-amylase 4N-like
Exons: 2
Coding region: 1-1509 (502 amino acids)
Biological process (GO): carbohydrate metabolic process
Molecular function (GO): cation binding; alpha-amylase activity
Source: RefSeq, a predicted model, not a curated record
AUGCGCGAAGUACUGUUAGGAACCUUAUUGGCUUUAAUUCCAUCUCUUCUGGUGGCCCAGUUCAAUUCGUAUUUUCCGGAAGGCAGCAGCGGCACUAUAGUGCAUCUGUUCGAGUGGCCUUUCGAGGACGUCGCGACCGAGUGUUCACUGUACUUGGCCCCGAAUGGAUUCAGCGCGGUGCAGGUAUCGCCGAUCAACGAGGUACGCAUCAUGCCGGAACGGUCCUGGCGGGAACGUUACGAACCCGUUUCGUAUCGGAUAGCCGGGAGAUCGGGCGAUGAGUCUCAGUUUCGGGCGAUGGUGCAGGCGUGUAACAAAGCUGGAGUUCGCGUGUACGUUGAGGUCGUGUUAAACAAUAUGGCGGGUGGGAGCGGAACGAUAAAGGGCACUGGAGGUGCGGUGGCGAAUCCAGAAAAGCGGGAAUAUCCGGAUGUCCCGUUUAGUGCAGGGGAUUUUAACGAGGCUUGCACUGUUCUGGAUGAAAGCGAUCCUCACGAAGUGCGUAAUUGCCAAGUGGAAGAUCUGCCGGAUCUGAAUCAAGGUUUGGCUAGGGUUAGACAGCGAAUGUCCGAUUUCAUGAACAAACUGAUUCGGAUGGGAGUAGCUGGAUUUUAUGUUCAUGCUGCGAAGAACAUUUGGCCUCACGAUCUGGGUGCACUUUACGGAAAACUGGAAAACCUUAGUUCGUCAUCUAUUCCUGGGGUUCCUGAAGGUAGCCGCCCGUUCAUUUACCAUGACAUCGCCGAUUUCGGAGAGGGAGGAUCACGAAAAAAUGAAUACACACUGAUGGGAUUUGCCACGGAGUAUCGAUUUGCAUACGACAUAGCGGACGUCAUGUUCAAACGGAAGCCCUUCCACUACAUGGUUAAUCUUGGUACUCGGCUGGGCUACAUACCCAGGGAACGAUCGAUCGUAUUUAUAAAUACUCCCGCUUUGCAAAGGCUACCAGAUAUGGUGGACGCACCGGUGAUCGUCACGUUCAAAAAUCAACGAAACUACAAAAUUGCCAUGGUCUUCAUGAUGGCCCAUCGAUACGGUACUCCACGAAUUAUGAGCUCCUACCAGUUCACGGAUAUCGACGAGGGACCCCCGAAUGACGGGCGUGGGAAAAUUUCCAAGGUCAUUGUAGAUGAUCAAGAUCAGUGUACCGGUGGAUGGAUUUGUGAGCAUCGGUGGACGGUGGUACAACAGCUGCUAAAAUUCCGAAAGGCAGUAUCCGGCCAGCCGGUGAUCACUUGGGUUGACAACGGACAGAACCAGAUUGCGUUCUGUCGAGGAAAAGUCGGAUUUGUUGCUAUCAAUGCGGAGAUUGCACUAUCAUUGAAGGCAAAUCUUUUCACGUGCUUGAAGGAAGGGAUGUAUUGCGACAUGAUAAGUGGGAUGGUGAAGGACAAAGCUUGCACGGGAGUGACAGUGAAUGUGGAUGCCGGAGGUAGGGCCGAAAUUUAUAUAUCAAGUGCAGCCGAAGAACCCUUUAUAGUUCUAUUGGCUAGUGAAAAAGCUCGAUAA